UUGUAUCACUAGGAGUAUAAUUCAUUUUUUUCAUAAAGGGAAAAUUGCAUAACCGCCAUUUUUGGUUGAACUAUAUAAAGACGUUCUAUAAAAAUUAAUUUGGUUGAUCCACUUAAAAAGACAAUAAGUUUUGUAAUUAGGGGCGUAAAAUAUGAAUGCAUGUUGUUCAUGUGUAACCACUAAUACUUGAGAUUAGCAAUGUAGAGGUAAUGAGUUGCGAUUAGGUUCCGUUUCCUUCAAUGUAACUUUAAUAUAUUAUAACUUUGAUAAAUAAAUAAAUAAAACUAACUGUUAAUUAUAAAACAAUUCGGAAACACCAAACAAGUGAUUGUCCGGUCCACAAACUUGAGAUACAUAAAAUUUAAAAAUAAAAAAAAAUAAAAAAACUCCACGAUCGGGUUAGGUAAAACUAGAAACAUGAAAUGAAAUGAUUGCCAAUUAGGCCCAAAAGUUUUCAAGACCUAAUAUUAUUACAGAGAUUGAAUUUUUAUUUUUAUUUUUAAAAUUUUUGCUAAGAAAAAGGAAAUUACAAGUUCUUUCCUCCUCUGUAUGCAAAAUCAAUUAAUUUUCUUUUUCCCUUCCACUUCAGACCCUUUUCGAGAUCCCAAUAUAACUUUUACUAUGUGUGAUUAUGGAAGAGUAACAUAUUAUUGAUCAAAGAAUUCAUGCGUUUUUGUUUUGUAUUCGUUAAACGCCUUCGAGAAAUUCCACCCAAAUCUGCAGAGCCUUGGCACUCUGUCUGCUCUGGUUGAUUGGCUUGGAAUUUGUAAAAAAUGGAGAAGAAGAAGUCCUCAGUGUCUGAUGUAGGAGCGUGGGGCAUGAAUAUUGUGAGCUCUGUGGGAAUUAUCAUGGCCAACAAGCAGCUCAUGUCCCCCCAUGGCUUUGGCUUUGGCUUUGCUACAACUUUGACUGGCUUCCAUUUUUCUGUUACUGCAUUGGUUGGUUUGGUGUCAAAUGCCACUGGCUACUCUGCUUCAAAGCAUGUUCCUUUGUGGGAACUUGUUUGGUUCUCACUUGUAGCCAAUGCCUCAAUCACUGGGAUGAACUUGAGCCUCAUGCUUAACUCUGUUGGAUUUUAUCAGAUAUCGAAGUUGAGCAUGAUUCCCGUGGUAUGUGUGCUGGAAUGGAUUCUUCAUGGAAAACAUUUUGCAAGGGAAGUCAAGUUGGCUGUGGGAGUGGUGGUUGUAGGUGUGGGAAUAUGUACAGUGACUGACGUGAAAGUUAAUGCCAAAGGUUUCCUCUGUGCUUGUGUGGCUAUCUUGUGUACAUCCUUGCAACAAAUUUCAAUAGGUUCCUUGCAGAAGAAGUAUUCGAUAGGCUCUUUUGAAUUGCUCAGCAAGACAGCUCCAAUACAAGCUCUCUCCCUUCUUGUUUUUGGUCCGUUCUUCGAUUAUUAUCUUACUGGAAAAGUUCUAUUGGAGUAUAAGUUGUCUUCUAGUGCACUUUUUUUCAUACUACUCUCCUGCUCCUUAGCAGUUUUCUGCAACAUCAGCCAGUACCUCUGCAUCGGACGCUUCUCAGCUGUCUCAUUCCAGGUUUUAGGUCACAUGAAAACAGUGUGUAUCCUGACGUUGGGGUGGCUACUCUUUGAUUCGGAGCUCACACUGAAAAACUUGCUUGGAAUGGCUCUUGCUGUUCUUGGCAUGGUAGUAUACAGUUGGGCUGUGGAGCAACCCAAGACCCUCCCUAUUACAAGAGACAGUCUGUCAGAAGACGAUCUGAAACCAUUGAAGGAGGGAAUGACAGAGAGUCCAUCAAACGACGCGGAGCUUUGUGAGUCUUAAGUGUAGACUCACCAUUAUUGGACUCAUUUUGUUUUACCUUCAUUCCAUGCCCCAGCAAGAUAUGAGAUAAGCACAGGUUUUGGCAUUCAUCUGUUCAUUCGGCACAGGCUUUCCGCAUCUGAUUCUAUUUUUUCACGAAACUCGAUUUUGGCCUCUAUUUAUUUUGUCUGAAAGGAAUUAAUAAUGAAGUUUAGGCUGAACCAGUUGUUGAUGGUUGUAGAAUACUUGUAUAUGCAUUUCAGUAUCAAUACUGAGAAAAAGUUCAAUUAAUGAAUGCUUCAUUUCUUUUU
This is a messenger RNA of Prunus persica (peach), 2074 nucleotides long. RefSeq names its product UDP-galactose transporter 2. The transcript has 5 exons. Gene Ontology annotation, molecular function: antiporter activity; UDP-galactose transmembrane transporter activity. Gene Ontology annotation, cellular component: Golgi apparatus. Lineage: Eukaryota; Viridiplantae; Streptophyta; Magnoliopsida; Rosales; Rosaceae. Bases 774 to 1784 code for a protein of 336 amino acids. The record is from RefSeq and is a predicted model, not a curated record.